GAUGUUACCAUUCGAAGCCUAUAUAUAACUCCAUAAAGAAACAUCGAUCUUUUAACUCACUGGUUCCUUCCCUUUGGCUUUUUAUUUCAUCUUUACGACAUUAAAACCAGACCAAACCAAAAAACAUUAAUAGUUUUUACCACCUUUUUAAAAAAAAUUCUCUCCUUUUGAUCCUAUCUUCUCCUUUUUGAACUUUGAAGGGAGGUGAGCAAAAAUGGGAAGAACGCCUUGUUGUGACAAGAAGGGUUUGAAGAAAGGUCCAUGGACAGCUGAAGAAGAUGAGAUUCUCGUAGAAUACAUCAAGAAAAACAGCCAUGGAAGCUGGAGAACUCUUCCAAAGAACGCUGGGUUACUUCGCUGUGGAAAGAGUUGUAGACUGAGAUGGACUAACUAUCUAAGACCAGACAUAAAGCGUGGUCCUUUCACUCCAGAGGAAGAGAAACUCGUCGUCCAGCUUCACGCCAUUCUCGGCAACAGGUGGGCUGCUAUAGCAGCACAGCUUCCAGGGAGAACAGACAAUGAGAUAAAGAACCUAUGGAACACUCACUUGAAGAAGCGUCUGCUAAAUAUGGGUCUUGACCCCAAAACCCAUGAGCCGUUACCUUCAUUUGGUCUAGCCAUCCAAGCUCCAGCAUCACCAACAACGCGCCACAUGGCUCAAUGGGAAAGUGCUAGGCUCGAAGCUGAGGCAAGGCUCUCUAGAGAGUCAAUGCUUUUCAAUCCUUCUUCUCUAGGAGGUGGAGGCAGAACUGAUUGUGAUCACUUCUUGCGCAUAUGGAACUCAGAGAUUGGUGAAUCUUUCAGAAACCUUGCACCGUUUGAUGAAACGACAACUACUACUAGUCAAAGCCCUUGCUCUAGGACAACAUCUUCCUCAUCAGCUGCACUUCCAAAGAGCUCAACAAACUCUUGUGUUGGGAAAGAGAUUGUUGUGAAGACUCAUCAUCAUGGCUCUGAUUCUUACUCUCCAUGUUCAAACAAUCUUGAAGAUGUUUCGUCAGACUCUGCUCUUCAGCUCCUGCUUGACUUCCCAAUAAGUGAUGAUGAUAUGAGCUUCUUGGAAGAGAACAUUAGCAGCUACUCUAAAUUCUAGUCAU
Molecule: messenger RNA, 1097 nt
Organism: Brassica rapa (field mustard)
Lineage: Eukaryota; Viridiplantae; Streptophyta; Magnoliopsida; Brassicales; Brassicaceae
Product: transcription factor MYB17
Source: RefSeq, a predicted model, not a curated record